Messenger RNA from Xenopus tropicalis (tropical clawed frog), 4472 nucleotides. RefSeq names its product vacuole membrane protein 1 (gene vmp1). The transcript has 12 exons. The record is from RefSeq and is a predicted model, not a curated record. Gene Ontology annotation, cellular component: endoplasmic reticulum; plasma membrane; endoplasmic reticulum membrane. Gene Ontology annotation, biological process: plasma membrane phospholipid scrambling. Bases 177 to 1397 code for a protein of 406 amino acids. Lineage: Eukaryota; Metazoa; Chordata; Amphibia; Anura; Pipidae.
GUCACUGCAAGGGGAGGGGGUGUUGAUAUGCACUACGUCAGGAGGGCUUCCGGUGGUGUGACCCGGUUAGUGUGACAGCUAGAGAGCAGAGAAGCCGACUUGGAGGUGAGGUAUCGGCAACGAGAAUCGAAGAAGAGGUGAGAAUGCCGGAGUCACAAGACAAGGUGGCAUAGGAAAUGGCAGAGAAUGGCACUGAUUGUGAACAGAGGCGUGUUGGAAUGGCUAAAGAACAAAACAAUGGAAGCUUUCAAGACCCCUCCUUUUUGAGUGAUAGGAAGAGCAGGGACAGAGAAGAAAGACAAAGUAUUGUUCUCUGGAGAAAACCACUAAUUACCUUACAGUAUUUUAUUCUCGAAGUCCUAAUAACCUUGAAGGAUUGGAGCAUAAGAUUAUGGCACCGUCGGAUGAUGGUGGUGUCUGUUUUAUUGCUGCUUGCAGUUCUUUCAGUAGCGUAUUAUAUAGAAGGAACACAUCAACAGUAUGUGCAGUAUGUUGAGAAAAAAUGUUUAUGGUGUGCCUACUGGGUAGGCUUAGGAAUACUGUCCUCGGUUGGACUCGGAACAGGUCUUCAUACCUUUCUACUUUAUUUGGGUCCGCAUAUCGCCUCUGUGACCAUUGCUGCUUAUGAAUGUAACUCAGUAAAUUUCCCAGAGCCACCUUAUCCUGAUGAAAUUAUAUGUCCAGAUGAAGAAGGCACAGAAGGAGCCAUUUCCCUUUGGACAAUAAUAUCAAAAGUGAGGCUGGAAGCAUGUAUGUGGGGAGCUGGCACAGCCAUUGGAGAAUUACCUCCAUAUUUUAUGGCCAGAGCAGCUCGGCUUUCCGGAGUAGAAACAGAUGAUGAAGAAUAUGCAGAAUUUGAAGAAAUGCUUGAACAUGCCCAGACUGCACAGGACUUCGCAACACGUGCAAAAUUAGCUGUUCAGAAUCUUGUACAGAAAGUUGGAUUUUUGGGGAUCUUGGCUUGCGCCUCUAUUCCCAACCCCCUAUUUGAUCUGGCAGGAAUUACAUGCGGACACUUUCUCGUCCCUUUCUGGACUUUCUUUGGCGCUACCCUGAUAGGCAAAGCCAUCAUAAAAAUGCACAUUCAGAAGCUCUUUGUUAUCAUAACGUUCAGCAAGCACAUUGUGGAGCAGAUGGUGUCCCUAAUCGGGGUUAUUCCAAGCAUCGGUCCGUCUCUACAGAAACCCUUUCAGGAAUAUCUGGAAGCUCAGCGGAAAAAACUGCAUCAUAAAGAAGACAGCGGAGCCCCUCAGAGUGAGAACUGGCUAUCGUGGGCGUUUGAGAAGCUGGUGAUCAUUAUGGUUUUCUAUUUCAUUCUGUCCAUCAUCAACUCCAUGGCACAGAGCUAUGCCAAACGGGUGCAACAGAGAAAGUUAUCUGUAGAGAAGACUAAGUAAAGGGAUUACACCCAGGGGAUUGGGAAGCAAGGGAGGGGGGUGGUAAAGGGGAUAAAAGAUGAUGCUUCUAAGUGGAACUUCAACUGACAUGAUUAACUGUUAAAUACAAAUUACUGAAUCUGGAACACAUUUAAAAAAAGAACAUUAUUUGUUACAAGUUAUUUUUGAUUUUUUUUCACAAUAUAAAAAUCAAUUGAUGUUCAGAGAUGUCUAUGUGGAAAAGUGAGACACACCAUUUUCAUGGCCUAUUUUUCCUAUGGCACGUUUUCCCUAACAGUUCAAAUUCUCCCUUAAAGCUUUGAAUAACAGAAAGGUUUGCAAACCUUUUUUUUUCUCCACUUAAGGGGCAAACUUAUUGGGUACUAUAAUGACGAACUAGGGCAAUGCAGAGCAUUGGUCUCUAGACCCCUUCAGAUUUUAAAGAAAAAUGAAGCUGAAAAAUGAAGUUAAAAUACUAAACCAUUGCAGAUAUUUCUGUCUUAUUGGAACUGGAUGUGCUCCUUUCAUGUCUGUAACUUUAUUCUGGAAGGCUACAUUGGUGGAUUGCUGUGCAGUCUGUUGUGCCUCCAUCCAGAUCUCUUAAUACGUUUAUAAUGUUUGUGGAACUUCAGAAACAAAGACUAAUUACUUUUCCCAGUGUCUUAAGUAUCAGUUUCCUGGCCUAUACUUGUACAUGAAUAUAACUAGAGGCUUUCACUGCAUUUGGAUAUAUUCUGGGUAAUUUGGCUAUGACCUAACACAAGGCAGACGCCCUGCUGGUAUAUUUGUAUGUGAAGAGCCAACAGGCGUUUUAAUCACCUUAUGUGAAAUAUUGCAGAUUUGGCAAGAACUGGUGCAUAUUGGGUUAUUCUCUCUUGUAAGGGGAUGCCAGCAUUGGAAGGGAAUAGUAAUCAGUGAUGUCACUUCUUUUUACUGAAACCAUCACACAAGGUUGGUACCUGUCCAAUUCUGUAAGAAUGACAUUGUUUUUUUUUGUUUUUUUUAUAUUCUGUACAUAUAGAAUGGAAAGCUGAAACUGAACUUUAUAAAAGCCACCUUUGAUCAUUCCAGAACUUCUUGUGUCAGUUCUUCCUUGUACAUUUACCACUCCUUUGUCAUCUGUGCUGCGUUUUAUAUUUCCAUUGCAUUGAUCCCUUCUGCCUCCACUCCCUUCGGAGUUACGUUUGUUGCGUGCAUGUUAAUCCUCCCUGCAGAAAACCCUUUUGUCUGUGAUUUCUCAAUCCUUUUUGCCUUGCAGAAGCAGGAAGCAGGAAGUGUGUGCUGAGCUUCUGGCUCUGCCUUUAGUACUGACCUAAUGAUGCAGCUGCCUUCCUAGAAAACUUAUUCACAGCUCCAUUUGCUAUCUUGCCCAAGCUGAGUCAUUGGGAGUCACAUUAACUCAUAAGUACACACUUUGUCUUUCAGACUUUGUCCUUCCCAACUGGGAUUAUCCAGGCAUUGUGCUUGCACCCUGUCUGCCCAGUUUGCAAGCUAUUUGUCCUGCAGCCAGUAUAUAACUAGGAAACCAGUGACUAGAUUUGUGUUGUAUUUUGUUAUGUGUGGAACCUUUGAUUUUCCUGAAACUUUUCACACAGUAGCUACAAACAUUUCCUUUAAAUUCGUAUAACUGUGUCUUCACAAACUGACACAUUUGACCCAGACUGUACAAUUAUCUGCUCUAGGAGCAGAACUUUUUCUCAUCUCUCUGGCGUUUACCUUUGCUAUUCUACAGUUAUUCUGCGUUCACUUGUUGUGCUUCUGAUUCUAAUUGUUGGGAAAGUUUCAACUUGGAUCUUUAACGUUUCAGUGGCGCACAAGCUUUUUUUUGUGUGUUUAUGUGUUUGUUAAGUCAAUGGCUGUAUCCUCCUUUUUGAGUACAAACAUGCCUAGUGAGUGAGUCAGCAACUGAUGACGCAGAUGGGACUGUUUUGCUAUUGAAUUUCUGCAGAAAAGGUACUCAGGCAUUAUCAUAAACAAAUAACAUUACAUAUGCUGCUUAAAACUACACUUAAAGGGGCAGAUCACUGUAAGAUUAACUUUUAGUAUGCUGUAGGCAACAUUGCUUUAAUGUACUUUUUGUUCUGUAAUCUUCAGGUUUAAAAUGGAAACUAGAAUGCUAGGAUCUAUUUACCAUAGCAAUCAUAAAGACUGCAAAAUGAAUAGGAAACCUAAGUGUUACAAAAUAAGGAUAGCAGAACUAAAGCCUCAAGGUUUUUUUAGUUGCCAGGCCUAAUGAACCUAGCAACCAAGGGGCAUUUUUAUCUACAGGCUGUAAAGAGACAUAAUAGGAAGGCUAAUCAUUGAAACAACAUAAAAGUAUCAAGUGAAGACCAACAUUAACUUACCCUUUAAUUUUAAAUAAAAAUAUUUUUAUAAAUAGGCAUUUCUAUGAGGUAUCCUGUUUUUUUUUUAUUUUCAUCUGCAUUAUGGGAUCUUUUGUGAACCUAGAAAAGCAAAUGCAGAAUACAGUGAUUAUUUUUAUUUAUUUUGACUUUUCACUGCAGUUUGUUCUGUUUGCUGUGUGCUUCCUAAUGUAUUGUAUCAAAGUGCUUUAUAAUAAAAGGUCAGUAACCAGCAGUGCAUGCUCCAAACAGGUCAUUCCCAUCACCUGCUCUUUACCUUGCCCAUAUCGUCGUGACAUCUUCAUGGCUGUACCAUCCUGUCGGAUAGCUUAUCAGACUGAUGUUGACUGUUGGAUGUCAUGGCAACAACAGUCGGUAGGCUGUCUGACAUUUUGGUGUCUUUCACGUGACCAACUGUUUUCAUCAUUCGCUUCUGUUUCUUUGGUUUGUCACAGUUAUUUCAAUUGUCUGUGUUUAUUUUUUUCCAGUACAGCUUCCCAAUAUAAUAAAGUUCUUAACAUUAAACAGCUAUAAGAUUAAAGGUAUACUGUCAUCAAAAUUUAAAAAAAAAGUAUUUUGUUGUAUAAAAUUUUUUGUAGCAACCAAGCAGUGGUUUGAAUGAGAGACUGAAAGAUGUAUAUAAGAAAAGUAAUAAAAAUGAAGGCUAAAAAUAACACUAUAGCGUUACAGAUCUAUAGUUUUUGGCUGCCAGGGGCAGAAGAGGAAGGCAAAUAAUUAAAAAAAAAAAAAAAAA